Molecule: messenger RNA, 471 nt
Organism: Drosophila hydei
Lineage: Eukaryota; Metazoa; Arthropoda; Insecta; Diptera; Drosophilidae
Exons: 2
Coding region: 1-471 (156 amino acids)
Source: RefSeq, a predicted model, not a curated record
AUGCCCAUGCCCAGACGAGCAGCAUUUAUCGGCACUCACCAUCGCAGCUGCCGCCGGCGCCGCUGCUCAAGCGUCACACAUCUACUGCCGCCGCAGCUGGCAAUUGCAGUGGAGGAAAUAACAGUUUUAUACCCAAAUCUGCAUCGCCCGCUGGAGUCGCACAAGCUGCCGAAUGUCACGCCCACUUGCAAUGCCAGCCCCUUAUUAUACAAUGGCAGUGGCAGCGCCUCCUCCAUCGCAAGUAACUCCAGUUUCUUGGGCGUACGCAAGCCAAGUCUAACGCUCAACUCAUCCGACAUACGCAACAACAAUGAUUUAUUUGCCUUUGCCAAGGAAAUGUCGCCCGCAUUGGAGCUGAGUGAUCACUCGCACUCGCACUCACCAAUGUUCACAGAUAUAACCACUGCCAUAUCGCCAGCAAAUAGUAUGGCUCUCCUACACAUCAUCAGUUGGGUAGACUCUUCAGCCUGA